CAUUUUGUCUAUCAAGUAAAAACGACGCAGAGGGAACUAAAGAUAGGAGGGGGAAUGUAAAGGUACGGGAACAGGGAUGAAUCGAAACAAGAUUGUAAGAAACUUUAUUUCCUCCACCGUUUGCUUUCGUUGCUGUAGCGACACCUGGCUCAAAGAGCAAUAAAAAGUAACGUUUUCCACAAUGCCGUGGAAAGACUAGCUGCCUAAGAGUUAUUCCUCAAAGGCCGCCUAAAUUCUAGCUUGGAUGUGCAGAGUGGCGAGAAAAGUGACGAACGGAGAAAGCUAGAAUUAAAACAUAUUUUAGCGAGGUUGUCUGGCUGUAAAUAAACCGCUAAUUCAGUUGUUUAAACCAAUUUAUUAAACAUUUUAAUAUAAUUAUGAGCGAGCUCUCGGACUCCACGCAGCAGUCUGUAGCGGGAAAGAGAAGCGCAUCCCCUGAUCCAGGUCGCGCGUCCCCGCCGUCCAAGGCUGCGAGAGCGGCCGGGGGUUCCGGGGCCCUAGUGCCUGGCCGUCAUGAUGUGAAGAACAGUGACACUGCAGGGAGAACAGAGACGAAGGAAUCAGGGAAAAGCCCAACACACGGCGAGAAUGGAAGUGCGCCCAUUACAACAAGGAACACUACAGCACUCCCGGAAAGCGGGGACGCGUAUCCAAGCACGAGUAGCAGUAGUGGCGUCGGGCCCUGCACUAGUAGCAGCAGCAGCGGGGACGCGCACCCGCAAACGUUAAGUGAAGCAGGAAACGGGAGUGCAGGAGUCAGGGCGCCCUGCCACUCUCCUCCGCCGGAGCAAUCUGAUUGGGCAGCGAUUGCAGCCGCUGAGGCGCUUGCUAGUCUGACUCGAGUAGGUGAAGAUGAGCGUACGGAACAGGCCCAUACCUCCAGACAAGCCGGGUUUAGAAAGAAAAACCUUAGAAAGAGCAGUAAAAGAGGCUCUCCUGUGGCCAGGGAGCAGAGCCCAACUGCUGGGAAGAGCCUGCUUGCACAGGCAGCAGCUGCAGACAGUUCUACCUCCUCCCCUGAGGGUGGCGCUGUGGACAGUGCUGACAGGCAGAGACUUGGGCUGCUGCUGGGCAGAGAGGAGGAGGAGGAGGAGGGAGAUGGAUUCUUGUCUGGCUUCUCCUCCUCCCAGUCCUCAUCAUUUCCAUCAGAGGAGGAAGCGGAGGACGCGGAGUGCGCCAUCGUGUCGGUGAAAAUGGCGGCAGAGACUCGGCAGUCGGUGGCUUCGCUGGCUCAGGUGCAGGUGCGGCUGGAGGCGCUGGAGAGGAAAUCUGCCCGCCUACACCAGCGCCUGGAACUCAAGUUGUCACAGCAACGGCGCCCCCAUCUGGAGCAGCGCAGCGCGAUCAUCCGUACCAUCCCUGGGUUCUGGGUCACCGCUCUGUUGAAUCAUCCCCUGCUUUCUGCACACAUCGAUGAGAGCGAUGAAGAGGCUCUCAGCUCCAUGAGCCAUCUAGAGGUGGAGUCCCUGAAGAACACGAGGAUGGGCUACAGGAUCUCCUUCCAUUUCAACUGUAACUCGUACUUCCAGAACACCACCAUCUUCAAGGAGUUCCACCUCGGUCUCGGGGGGUCCAUGGCUUCCUUCUCCAGCCCCAUCCUGUGGCAUCGGGGGCAGGACCUCACCUCCCAGGGGGCUUCUGGGAAGGAGAGUGGCAGCUUCUUCUGCUGGUUCAGUGACCACAGCGAGCCAGGGCACGACCAGAUAGCCCAGAUUCUAAAGGAGGACUUGUACAGAAAUCCUCUGAGGUAUUACCUCACACCACUGUGGGAGCCACGCGAGAACGGCAGUGGACACAGGGGAAUGGAUCACAGCUCGGGAAACGAGUGUGUGGUGAUCUCGGACUCUGAGGAAGAUGAGGAUGAGGGCGGGGCCCGCAGGGACGAGGAAGAAGACGCAGACACAGGGUCAGGUGACAGCGAGGACGGCGAGCAGCACGACGAUGACUCCUCUGACAGAGAGGAGGAGGAGGAGGAAGAGGAGGAAGAGCUGGACGUGGAGGAGCUGGACGAAGAGCAAGAGUCCAGCAGCCCCGAGGUCAAAGGGCAAGAGGAGGAGGAGGAGGAGGAGGAGGAGGGCGGGGCCGGGGGCGGAGCCCGGCACUGAACAUCUGAAUAUGUUAAUGAGGAUCGCCAAUAAGCCAUUUUAAGCACUCGUGCUCUCAGAGCCCUCCUCCUUCCCCCUGCUCCCCCCCCCCCCCCCGAGAGAUGGGUCUUCCUCCGCCCCUCCGACUGUAAAACCAUUCCAGCAGUACCCAGAAUGCUGUGCAUUAAACAGCGCUGUAACGACAAGCCAUUCAGCCCUUCCCCGCGAAACACGCCUGUUCAUAAAGAACAGUAGCGCUGACGAUAUCCUAAAGCAGCCCUCUGCUCUCCUCUGUAAGGUCCCGUGUUUGCCCUGGUCACGUGGGGACUCUGCUACUCUGCUGGCCAAUUAGGUGCUUUUCAUGUUUUAGGGUAGGGGUCCCCAGUCUUAUCCAGAAAGGCCCAGU
Molecule: messenger RNA, 2490 nt
Organism: Anguilla anguilla (European eel)
Lineage: Eukaryota; Metazoa; Chordata; Actinopteri; Anguilliformes; Anguillidae
Product: putative testis-specific Y-encoded-like protein 3
Exons: 7
Coding region: 378-2105 (575 amino acids)
Biological process (GO): nucleosome assembly
Cellular component (GO): nucleus; chromatin
Molecular function (GO): chromatin binding; histone binding
Source: RefSeq, a predicted model, not a curated record